AUGCCGACGUCCUCACCGACGCAGCGCCUCAUCGAGGCGGCGCCGCAUCGCGCUGAGGAUGUAGCGGCGUACAUGGACCAACUUUUCCGAUCGUUUGAUGCAUCUUGGAUCGUAGAAGCGCAUAUACCCGACGAAGUCGCCCAGCUUCGUUUCGCUGUCCAAGUAAUAGACGCCCUCUUCACGCGCCCAGUCACACAACCAAUCCCACCAUUGCACCCAAAGCAGGAGCCUGAUGCCAUGACAGCCAGCAUUCUGAAUGUUCUUUGCAUGCGCAUUCCACAAGCAUCGCCUCCUGCACUGCUCAUGUCGUACGCGCUACUUCGCGCCUUGGGUCAGCGCCAGCUACAAGUGUACCGCUGGUUCGUGUGGGAUCACCACACAUGGCGUCUUCCCGGUCUUUUUCACAAGCUGGUGCACAAUGUGUGGGCCGGGUACUACGCAGCACAGGCCACUGCCACGCUGGCGGACGAUGCACGCACCGCCUAUGCGCCAGCCCUGCCUGUGCCGGAGACCCCGGGGCUUGUAAGCACGGCAUCGCUGCUUACAGUCACCACAGAUCACCAUAUAUGGCUCGCUGUAGAGUGCCAUGCGCUGUCGAUUAUGUACAAUAUCUUGGGGAUUGCGCAUCUCCCCAUGACGGAGCUGCGGGCCAUUUCCUCGCACUUUGUCGAACAUUUGUUUGCCGUGAUGGAACAGACCGACAGUGAAUGGACGGAAACGUACAUCACUCGCAUUAUGCAUGUGCUUCUUGCGUUGUAUGAGCAAAGCCUGCUACAUCCGGCGCUGCCAUCGACUCGAAGCGCCAUGCAUCAAUGCAUGCAAUCCAGUAAAGUGUUUGGCGAAAACUUGGUGUAUCUGCUAAAUCGUACCCCCAGCACCACCUUGGAAGGCGGUCGGCUACAUUUCCUUAUUCUCAAACUGCUAGCAUCAUUCUUUGCGCUCCCUGAGACGGCGUCCUACUUUUAUACCAACGACCUUCGCGUGUUGGUCGACAUUUUUAUCCGGCAGGUAAGUGACCUGCCCGAGUCGUGGGAACUGCUUCGGCAAUCGUAUCUAUGUGUCUUUCACGAACUUUUGACACAGACCCAACUGUGCACAGAAGCCUAUAAACGCGAUCAGGUUCGCAUGUUGCUGCAAAUGAUCGUGAAAAGUGCACAGUACCAUGACGUGAGCCAAUUGACCAUGACACUCGCUGAGCACUGUUUGAGCUGUGAGUGGCUUGUAGGGUUCUCCCAUGGACAUACUGUGGUGGAAACCAUCCAAGGAGAUGCUGUGCAAGAUGCACCGCUGACGAAGGAGCGUGUAGAUGGCGAAGCACAUUACGUGGCAGAGCCAUGUGACGAGACCAUUCGGCAGGUAUUGGUUCUGAGCUCAGUGCAAUCCGCCACUGCCUCACUGGUAUGCCUAAAUCAUAUGUACCAGGACCAAAUGGAGGCCGUUUUAUGGCCUGAACAGGACCCCAACCUUCAUUCAGACGCUGUGAAUGAUGGCCUAAGUGAGGCCUUGGAUCUUGUAUCGCUCGAGUCCUUCUCCCGCCGAAGCAGCAGCGAAUCCAUACGCAGCACAGAAGGACGUCGACGACCUCCACCGCCUCCUCUACCACGACGCUCUCUACGUCCGAACGAUGCCGUAUCGCGUGCAGCCUCUGCCUCCAUGCCAGAUCUUACACAGCAGAGCAGUGCUCAUUCUUCACCGACAAGCUCUCCUAGAGCUGCCACGCCCGCACGUCGACGGCCUGCCCCUGAUAUUCCUCGCGAACGUGCUCACUCACUUGAAAGUUCACCUGUACAAGCUACGACGCCGCUUCCUCAAGUCACUGUAACACCAGCAAAUCAAAGCCGACCCUUACGAUACUACUUCCGCAAGCACUUUGGCGCCUCAACACCAACCGAUCCACCCGAGCCGCAUCGCCUAUCACAUUGGUAUACACGGUAUCGUGCCUCACGAACCUCUUCGCCUGGAGUGCCGGAAGACGACGACACCCCUGCACGGACCACAACCCCGACAGCACGUCGCCGUGCGCCGCCGCCGCCGCCUGGCCCCCCCAAGACUGGUCCCUUGUAG
Molecule: messenger RNA, 2064 nt
Organism: Malassezia pachydermatis
Lineage: Eukaryota; Fungi; Basidiomycota; Malasseziomycetes; Malasseziales; Malasseziaceae
Product: coeffector of mdia rho gtpase
Exons: 2
Coding region: 1-2064 (687 amino acids)
Biological process (GO): actin cortical patch assembly; endocytosis; actin cortical patch localization
Cellular component (GO): actin cortical patch
Molecular function (GO): Arp2/3 complex binding
Source: RefSeq, a predicted model, not a curated record